CGGCUCCGAACUUGAUCUUCCGACAAACAAAAUAACCAAAUGGCAGUUGAGACAGUUUCAGAAGCAGGAUUUGAUGAAGAAGAACUUAAGUAUAAACACAAAUGCAAACAACUUAGACAAAAGAUUCUGAAGAUAUCUGCUGAAAAUGAUCUUCUUGUUGUUAAACUUGCAAGAAUGAAACGUAGCAUCCAACGACUUCGUCUUGAGCGAGCGUUUAUUUUUGAAAAACUUGAAGAGCGUGUUCCCUCAACAGUUGAAGAUUCUGGUACAUCUGAUUCAUCUGUUUCGUUUAAGCGUGAAAAGGAUUCUCCGCAUUCUGAAACUCAUGAAAUUUUACUUACGCAUUCUUCUGGUACAGGAGGGGCACGACGACGGCGAACUCGUGAUCCAGAUGCUCCAAAACGACCUUCUAAUCCAUUUUUGAAAUUUUGCGAUGUUGAAAGAGAGAGGAUUCGAUCUGAAAAUGAAGGAAUUGAUGGGUUUGAUGUAACUCGAGCACUAGGUGUUGCUUGGCAAAAUUUAGAUGAUGACUCAAGAAAGCCGUAUUAUGAUGCAUAUGAAUCAGAAAAGAAAUUGUUUAAAAUUAAAAUGGAUCAGUAUGAAAGUGAAAACCCUCGCUCAGGCCAAAAUCAAAAAUUUAAAUCAACAGAUGAUUCAAAUGUUCGACAAAAAUGUUUUAAGAAUUCAGAAAAAUUGGAUACCAAGAAUAUUGAAAAUGAAAAUUUAGAUAUUAAUGACGAAACAUGCUUAGAUAUUAAUGAUUAAACGCUUUCUCUUUACCAUUCAAUUUAUUUCAUUUAUAAUUCGAU
Molecule: messenger RNA, 809 nt
Organism: Pneumocystis carinii B80
Lineage: Eukaryota; Fungi; Ascomycota; Pneumocystomycetes; Pneumocystales; Pneumocystaceae
Exons: 6
Coding region: 40-765 (241 amino acids)
Source: RefSeq, a predicted model, not a curated record